AGGGACAUAAGAGUUCUAGAGCUGAAAGAAGAAACCAGUCUGAAUAUGAGUUAAAGAUGUACCUCGAAGAUAACUAUGACCGCAUGCAACAUACAAACAGUUUAAAAGAAUCUCCCAAAGAACCAGUUUCUCAACAGCAGAAUACAAAAGUGUCAUCUCAACAGCAGAAUACAGGCGUGCCAGAAAAUAUUUCUCCUCUGCAGGAACCAACUUUAAAAAGGGACUAUCGAGAAGCAGACGACAUCAAGUGUCAACCCACCAAACAGCAGACGACCGACAGCCAAACUAUGAAACCUACUAAACACGGCAUCUUAGCCAAAAGCAAAUUUACAGAUGUCUGCUCAAAGUCACAAGCUUCCAGCACUCGGCAAAUCAGUGAGAAAUUAGUACAAGAUGAUUUAAGAAAUGAGUUGACUGCCAAGAGGAAAGCAAAGAAAGGAUUUUUCACCAAUUUCUAUCGCACUUUUCUUGCUUGUUUUGGAAUUAAAAAUCAUAGAAAAUGAAAUGUUCCAUUUGGAAAUUGUUAAA
Molecule: messenger RNA, 528 nt
Organism: Ruditapes philippinarum (Manila clam)
Lineage: Eukaryota; Metazoa; Mollusca; Bivalvia; Venerida; Veneridae
Exons: 3
Coding region: 57-503 (148 amino acids)
Source: RefSeq, a predicted model, not a curated record